UAUAUGCAUACAAGCAAUAUACAGACUUUCUGCCUACACCUUUAACUUACCCUUAUCUUAUCCUUAUCUAAGAUAUCCUAUCUUAUCUACCUACCCUAUUCUUAUUAGUAUAUAGCCUCCUAAUUAAGAGCGACUAUGCUAGCUAACCAAGCCUAGCGGCAGGUCUCCUAGGUUUCGUAGCCGACUACCUAGGUAGGUAUCUAGAGAAAGUUAUAGUGGGUAGUGGGAGUGCAAAGCAACUUUUAUAUACGGCAUAUGCAUUUAUGCAGAGCUGUUUUAGAACCAGUGUGGGUAGCCCCGCCAACUGGUUUCUGCCCUGCAGGCGAGCGCAGAGAUCCGGCGUCAACUACCACCCAGCCGACGAAAGGAAGACAUUUAUUACUGGUCCGUCUUCCAAACGUCCAUCGACGAUCCGGGCAUACCACCGUACCGCAACGGGGGGGCAAAUCGAUAUCCACAAGAGCUUUACAACCCGCACUCGACAACAUUUCGCGGAUUUGGGCCAUGAUCUGAGGACCCGUCACGGGCACGAGUCGCACCUUCUUCCGCCAUGAUGGACGACUUCGUCAGCGAGUCGGAUAGCGACUACACAAGUUACUGGCGAGACUGGUUCAUCUCCUCGCGGGGCAACGAGUACUUCUGCGAGAUUGACGAAGAUUACCUCACAGACCGGUUCAACCUGACUGGGUUGAACACGGAAGUACAGUACUACCAAUAUGCCCUUGACCUCAUCACCGACGUCUUCGACCUGGAUUGCGACGAUGAGAUGAGGGAGACGAUUGAGAAGUCCGCGAGGCACUUGUACGGUUUGGUACACGCCCGCUUCAUUGUCACGACAAGAGGCCUUGCAAAGAUGCUCGAAAAGUACAAAAAGGCCGACUUUGGCAAAUGCCCCCGCGUCAUGUGCCACUCGCAUCCGCUCCUACCUAUGGGCCUCGCCGACAUCCCAAAUAUGAAGCCCGUCAAACUCUACUGCGCCCGCUGCGAGGACAUCUAUAACCCCAAGUCGUCGCGUCACGCCGCCAUCGACGGCGCUUACUUUGGCACCUCGUUCCACAACAUCAUCUUCCAGGCCUACCCGGCCCUUAUCCCGACCAAGAGCGCCGAGCGCUACGUCCCGCGCGUCUACGGCUUCAAGGUCCACGCUCCGGCCGCCCUCAUCCGGUGGCAGCACCAGAAGAAGGAUACGAUGCGCCGCCGUCUACGCAAGAUGGAGGUUGACAGCGGCUUCCGCGAUGAGGACGUCCUUGAGGAGGAGGAGGAGGAGGAGGAUGACGUUGAAUUUGAGGGCAUAGAGACUGCCCGCCCGGCCGGUGCCGAUGAGGGCGUGGCUAUGACGUGAAGAGGCCAAGGAAGAGGUGGCCAACAUACUGUGCGGCAUUUUCACUAAGGAUGCUCCUGAUAGGCAUGAUGGCUAGCAAGUCACAUCAGUAUCGCACUUAUGAAAAGGGCAAAGGGGGUGAGUGACUGUCUUGUGCCCCAUUAUGCUCUGCUUGGCCUGCUUUUCCUAGUUUGCCCUUGUCCUGCUUUAGUGGACUCGGACCUCCAGUAUAAUGAUAUGAUGGCUUUCAU
Molecule: messenger RNA, 1572 nt
Organism: Colletotrichum destructivum
Lineage: Eukaryota; Fungi; Ascomycota; Sordariomycetes; Glomerellales; Glomerellaceae
Product: Putative casein kinase II, regulatory subunit, casein kinase II subunit beta
Exons: 5
Coding region: 551-1342 (263 amino acids)
Biological process (GO): regulation of transcription by RNA polymerase III
Cellular component (GO): UTP-C complex; protein kinase CK2 complex; cytoplasm
Molecular function (GO): protein kinase regulator activity
Source: RefSeq, a predicted model, not a curated record